UCGAUCCCUUAUGUACAGCAUGCCCUUUGUGGUCGCUUUGUCUUGUUGUUCGUUUUUACGGCGCUUGUUAAGUCUGUUUACCUGUCUCGCUCCUUUCUGAUGCCCUAACCUCAGCCAUUUAGUCCAGUCCUCGGCAGGGCGGUUUUCUGUGCUGUACGCGCUCGCUCUCAUGCCGGCAGAUCAUUUCUGCUCGAUGCGAGUGGGAGAGAGAGAGACAGAAAGUGCGGGCCGGGAGGGCGUGUGAGGCGGGACGGAAUGCAGCAGGGGGGGUAUGCAUAGUCGUCGACGCCACAGCUGCUUUGGAACUUUUUGUGGUUGGUUUGGCUCUCGGCCAUCGAAUCGAUCUGGGACAGAGGCCGAGCAGAGAAGCACUGUUCUGUCUGAUUCUGUGCUCUUGGGUCUUCUUCUUCAUCAGUAGGUGGCGUGGAUUUGAUGAGGAGGUGCGUGCGAAGGGAGGGAGCGUGCAAUUGACGUUGAUGCGCAACCUCUGAGCCCAGGGCGUGCAGAGUUGCGUCUUCUUUUCUCGUCUCCCCAGGGUGCGCCAAUCACUGUGUGUGAUGUGAAGAACUAGACGGCGGCCACGAUGGCACCUCCACCCACGGCCGUCGCAGGUAACGUAAGCGAAGAGUACCGUUGCCUGGUGGAUAAGGCAUAUCAAAAGUUUGCGAGAUUGAGGGAGUUGCCCCCUUACGGGCGCAACAAGUGGGAUUUGUAUUUUAAAAAGGCGUUCCAGGUUUAUUCGAAGCUGUGGAAAUUCCAGCAGGAUAACCGUUCGAAGCUGGUGGAGACGGGAUUGAAAAGAUGGGAAAUCGGCGAGAUCGCAUCGCGAGUAGGGCAGCUGUAUUACAACUACUACCUCCGGAAGAGCGAGGCCGUGUUCUUGUACGAGUCUUUCAUCUUCUACGAGGCCAUUCUGACGCGGGAGUACUUCAAGGAUAGCGCCAAGGAGAUUGCCCUUGCGAACAAACAGUUGCGUUAUUUGGCGCGCUUUAUCGUGGUGUGCCUCUUGCUGAAUCGCCGGGACGUGGUGCGGCAAUUGCUCAAGCAGUUGAAGGCUCUGGUGGAGGAGUACGGAAGGACCUUCCAGGCAGGCGACGCCAAGGAAUGGCGAUUGAUGGUGCAGGAGAUCGUGCGGUUCAUGAAGGCCGAUGCCGCUUGCGAGGGCGUGCGGCCGCUCAGGUACAGCAUUGUGCUGGAUCCUACCCCGUCGUUGCUGUCGCACAUCCCUCGGCUGGGGGCCGCCAAGCCGCUGAAACUGCAGGAAGCAGUGCUCACGAGCUACUAUCACAACGAGGUGAAAUUCAGCGAGAUGACGCUAGACACGUUCCGCAUGCUUCAGGCCAUAGAAUGGGAGCCAAGCGGAGCUUUCCUGAAGUUGAACUUUUUCGAAAGCAGCGGUGGAAGCAGCGGCAGUAGCGGCAGCACGAGAGGCGGGGUCAGCAAGGGUGGAGGCGGUGGAGGAGGAGGAGGAGGAGGAGGAGGAGGAGGUGGAGGGGGAGCUACCCCCAGCCGAGUCGGCGGCAUGGAGGAGAACAUCGUGGAUCCAAGUCUUCCAUCAAACCCACACAAGCAUCUGCUCUAUCGGCCCAGUGUCUCACAGCUAUUGGUCGUGCUGGCAACGGCGUGCGAAGACCUGCCUCCGGACUCUGCUCUCCUCUUAUAUAUCUCCUCUCUGGGGGGGUCACUGCAAGGGUCCGCCUUAACUCAACAGCAUGCACCGCUUGUUCAGCCGGGAUCGAGCUCGCAAGAGCUGCCUUCCUCCUCUUCUUCCUCUCCUUCUACCUUUGGCCAUUCCCAGGAGACAGGUCAGAUCGUCGGGAGGAGCAGAGACUAUGCGGCGGCAGGCGCGCUGCUGCGGGGAUCAGGUCAGCACGGCGCUAGGGACGCGGGAGGAGAGGGCGGAGGCGGUGAGGCGGCGCACUCGUCACUCCGAGUCCCGGCUCGGAGCAUCAGCUUGGAUGGCAUCGGGGGCUUGAAGGGGCGCGGCUGCGAGCAGGUGAAUGGCCUUUGGCUCGGAUCGAGGAGGGAAGUGGGUAGGGACCGCGAAGGGAAGAGAGGAGAUGGAGGGGGUGCAGGAGGGGGCGGGGGAGGAGUUGAGGGCGCUAAGAGCGGGAUCCGCGCGCCCUGGGAGAGCUUCCUGUACCCGGCCGAUCUGCUCCCGUUCACAAGAAAACCCCUCUUUCUUAUCAUAGACAGCGACAUGAGUUGGGCGUUCGAGAGUAUCAGCGGGGAGGAGAGGGGGGAACCUGCCGCCCUCCUCCUUUCCCCGCAGGUGCAGCCCGCCGGGGGCGCCGGUGACGAGAAGACGGGCGCUGCCGCCUCCCAAGUAGGAGGCGGGGGGGGCAAUUUGUUCACCUACUUCUUGACGGCUCCUUUGCUUGCAUUUGGUCGGCUUGUGGGGCGCCAGGGACUGAUCGCCGAGAGUGCCAGCGUAUACGAGACGGCAGAACGCCAGCUGUCGUCGCUGCUGGCAGGGUGGGGAGCGUGUCUGGCUUCUAUGCCCGGACUGGAAGUGGCGUGGGCGCGAGUCCUCUCGGAUCCCUUCUUGAGGCAAUUUAUCGUCCGCUUCGUCUUCUGCCGGGCCGUCUUCGGCCUUCACCGUGCCUUUUCUGGAAAGCCCGAGUUUCAACCUAAUUGCUGCCCCCCUCUGCCGAUCGAGAUGAUGCCGACCUCAGAGAGCGUCCAUUUAGGGGUAAGGCGAUUAGCGUCCAUCUUGAGCUGUGCAGAUCAGUUCGACACGAGCAGCGGCGUCGGUCGCGAGGAUAUCGGCGGUAUCCCGUCGAGCGUCGGCGGCGAUCCCGCUGCAUCGUCUUUGUCGCCGUCUGCCAGUCAUGAUUCCAAUAAUGGCCGAGGUCGGCGUAACUCGGAGCAGCAGCCCGAGUUAGCGGAGGCGAGCACCGGAAGAGAGAAAGCAGAGGGAGAGGGAUCGAACCGCGGCAACGGCAGAGACCUUAGCAGCAGCGUCUCGGAUCGGAGGAAGGGGGAGAAGAAGAUGAUGCUUCAGGUUGAGACGGGAGAAAGCGCGGGCGAAGAGAAGUUGAAGACGGAGGAGAUUGGGCUCGACACUCCGUCAGCGGAGACGCGGCCGUUAGAAAGGGGCCUGUCCAUCGAUCAUUGGGGCUUACCUCCGCUAGAAAGGGGUUUGUCGAUAGAUCAGAGAGGUAUACCCCCUCUGAGCGACUUCGCAAAUCUCGACGCGGAUGGGAGCAACCCUGACAUCCUGGAGCCUGGCCUUCUGAAGAGGGGCUUAUCUAUAGAUCAACGUGGCAGUCCCAGAGCGCGAGGAGGAAAUGCGGCAGCAGGAGGAGCUGGCGGAGUAGGACGAAUGACAGAAGGUAGUGCACCCGCCGCACCUGCGAGUUCGGGCGGGGAGUCUCCGGCCGACAGUCCCGUGCUCAGGGGAAGUGAUGGCAAUGUGGCAGAGUUGAGUGCGGAGAGUCCCAGGGGACUCGCUCAGCCCCUGGCAGCAGCAGAUUGGGCGUCUGCCGCAGAUAAUCACGGCACGGCGGGAAAGCCUGCUUCUGGUGCGCCUGUGGUGGCGGAGGAAAGAGGUGAUGGCCGCGAUGGUGCAGGGUGUGCACCUGAGAGCCCUAGGUUUGUCGGAGAGACUCCUGGGGACAGAUUCCCCGCGUCGUUGCCAAACGAAGGAGCAGAGGAGGGCGGGGAAGACAAGUCGGGCAGUGUCACCCCGCGCCUAUGUGGCAGGGAAGCGGCAUUAAAUGCCUGGAUGGAGCAGGGUUUGAAUCGAGGCCCACCUGAAAGUACUCCCACUGCUCCUCCUCCUCCACCGACGUAAUUUAGUAAAUUGCAUACCGUCCUGAUCUACGCCGUCGUGUUGCAGAGAGAGAGAGAAGGAAUCCCAGUGCGGAGAACGGAGAGUAUGGGGAGUGAUAUUCGCCCUCUGAUUCACAGUGUGACAAUAUAUAUAUAUAUAUAUAUUGGGAGAAUAUAUACAUAUAUGUAUGUGAGAAUCUGCUGGUGAAGAUUGUAGGAAAAUAAAUAAAAAACUGCAAGAGGAAAUGGCGCGCAGCGUUCCUGCUGGCCUUACCGAAAGAGGUUGGGGAGAGCAGGAGGGUGGGCUGAGCAAACUCGUUGUGAUUGAACGAGAACGAGCAAACUUUUCGGCAAGUGGGGCAAAGUAGCAGCGAUGGACACAUAGCGGGUUGAUUUUCUUGAGAGAGUACUUGCAAUGGGAUGGGAGAAGGUGAGAGAGGGAAGGAGGUGGAGAACGAGAAGCGUAAGACGGAGCUGCGGAUGAUGCCUGUGUCGAUGGCAAAGGUUCAUCUUCCUUAACAUGCGGGAGCUGCACCCACCAGCAGGUUUUAUGGGAUGUUAAGGAAGAUGAACUGCUAUUAUAGAUUUUCUAUGUAGUCUUCACGGGCUUGUAGGGGAUGCUAGUGGACGGUGGGAUGGACGAAUGUGGUGGUAUCACUCUCUCCGCGUGAUGGUCUUUUCCAUUGUCUUUUGCAGCGUGGAGACGUCUGCGCACCCGGACGGCAUGCUAUCCGGAUCGACAGAGCUGUUUACGGCUUCGUAAUGCGGAAAACAAAAAUUGCCUUUCGGAGGAGAGGAGAGGAGAGGAGAGAGUGCCUGCCAUGGAGGCACCGGACUUUUCGCUUUGGCCAUUUUGGCAUGAUCGUUUCGAGGGGUGUGGAUUGUGUGUAGGAUUCCUCUUGGUUGUGAGGUUGGUGGUGUUGGGAGUGUGUAGGUUGGUGGUGUUGGGAGUGUGUAGGCGGUUUUGACCGAUCCAUGAGCUAGAUGGCGAAGUAAAUAUAGCCGUUGUUUCAGCUUGGAUUGUUGGCGGGAAGCUCAACAGCAGCCUUUGAUUGGCGGGUUCGAAAAAGUGGCGGGAAGCUCAUCAGCAGCCUUUGAUUGGCGGGUUCGAUAAAGUGGCGGGAAGCGAAGAACAACAGCUCACGUGGAUGCAUGACAGGAGUUUCUUUGUUGGCUCGUUUGCCGCAUUGUACUGGAAGAGUGUGGAAAAUGGUAUGAUCUAUCUACUGCGUGGUUGGGUUAGUAGUAGAUGGAUGGUUGGAUACCUCACCCCAUGGGUUUCUAUAAAAAGGAGGAUGGGCAAGACUUCGUUAUUCCGUUAAUGAAUUGUCGCCUGAUUGCGCAAACAUACUGCAUGCAUCAUUCGUUGUAGCAACAUAUUUUUAGUUCUAGUUUUCUUAGCCUCCUGGUAGGGAAUUUAUCGGGCCAAUAGACUGAUACCCCAUCUCAAUCGAGGCCAUGCGUAGACUGCUAUGCGUCGCUUAGUGUACCCUCUCUGAUUGGUAGAGCAGGACAAUCCGCCAGCUCGGAUUAGUAGGGAAGGACAAUGCGCCAGCUAUUCGAAUGUGCCGAUCGGAGAGUCUUGAAUAGUAGUAAUAGUGGUGGUCCCAACGUGGCCAUGGUAGUUGAGCUAGUAUCCGUAGUAACGAGAAGUGCCGUGAAAGAUUGGGUGCGUCUGUGCGUGCGCGCACGCGCGUGUUGUGUGUGUGUGUGUGUGUGUGUGUGUGUGUGUGUGUGUGUGUGUGUGUGUGUGUGUGUGUGNGAGAGAGAGAGAGAGAGAGAGAGAGAGAGAGAGAGAGGUUGGGCAGUUCAGGCGAGAUGUGGGCAUGAGAGAGAGAGAGAGAGAGAGAGAGAGAGAGAGAGAGAGAGAGAGAGAGAGAGAGAGGCAGUUCAGGCGAGAUGUGGGCAGGAGGAUAAUAUCUUAGUCUGCAUAAGGGACAGGCGGUUGGUAGACAAGGUUGAUUGUUAGAGCAUC
Chara braunii is the source of this 5749-nucleotide messenger RNA. Lineage: Eukaryota; Viridiplantae; Streptophyta; Charophyceae; Charales; Characeae. The record is from the annotation of a GenBank genome assembly.